AUGUCGUAUCAAUUGGAGAGAACGUAUGGGCUGAAAGCUGAGCAUUGGUAUCGUCCAGAGACAAAUUUGUCUAGUCUAGCACAACAACACUUUCUCGCAUCGACACCCGACAACCAAACUCAGCAAUUUCUUGACAACUCAAACGAAAUCGCCAGUAACUACUUCUGGCAGACCGUUCGCAACAUCGGUGUGAUGAUUUUGUCGGCGAUGUACACGAAGACGGAUAUCAACGGAAUGACCGGAUUCGGAAACAUGUUCCUUUUCAGUGAGCAUCAAUUUGCCAAGUUCUUGUCAGUCGAGAGGUCAUCAUGGAAUGCAACUAGCAAAAAGGUUCUUGACCUCGGUGCCGGGAAUGGAGACAUCACUGAACACAUGAGACCAUUCUUCGGUGACAUUUAUGCAACCGAACUCUCACCGAAAAUGAGAAAACGCCUCUCGUCGAAAGGAUUCAUUGUUCUCGAUGCUCUUGAAUGGGCGAACACUGAUAUCAAGUUCGAUUUGAUCACUGCAUUCAACCUUCUCGACCGGCACUACUCCCCGAAAACGUUGCUCCAAGACUUGUGGAACGUCUCACACCGCUCAAACUGCCAUGUCAUCGUAUCGCUCGUGCUUCCAGUCAGUCAUUACGUAGAAUUCAACCCAAACGGAAAGAGCACACGUCCAGACAACUACCUCAAUGUGCAAGGACGCAGCUAUGCCGAUCACGUCCAUCACAUGAUUGUCAAUGUUUUCAAGCCAGCUAACUUUGAGGUUGUGAGAUGGACAAGAUUGCCAUAUCUCUGCGAGGGAGAUAUGAACAAUUCCGCCUACUACCUUCCGGAUGCAGUCUUCCUUCUCAAACCGAUUGCGCCAGCUGCAGAUGCAAUCCCAACAUCUGAGAAAACAACAACUCCUGAACCAUCAACUGCACGCACUGACCUUUGA
Caenorhabditis remanei is the source of this 924-nucleotide messenger RNA. RefSeq lists its product as uncharacterized. Lineage: Eukaryota; Metazoa; Nematoda; Chromadorea; Rhabditida; Rhabditidae. The record is from RefSeq and is a predicted model, not a curated record. Gene Ontology annotation, molecular function: protein-L-histidine N-pros-methyltransferase activity. Bases 1 to 924 code for a protein of 307 amino acids. The transcript is spliced from 8 exons.